AUGGCGCCAAUCCAGUCAUCUCCUCGUGGUUCCUCGCAAAACCCCCACGAGGGGCUUAGCUUCCUUGUCAUCCGCUUCCCAAACACAAUCCCCGUCCAGCUACGCAUCCACUUUGGCCGCUUCACGUCAGAGGUCAAAUUCUGCAUGGACAUCCCCGACCCCAACGGGACCAAACUCCCCGCCGGAGGAGACGGCGAGUUCCGCCCCGUGGCCCGCCCCGCCGUGGGCCAAGAACUCCCCCGCAGCAGCUACAUCCUCGCAGACCUCAUCCCGCCGGCCAACCGCGCCAUCGGCCUCAGCCCCCCAGCUGCCGGCGCCAACCUAGAGCUCUUCGACGUCUACGACUUCAUCUGCAUCCUCGCCAGGACCCCGCUCGUUGGCAACGCCGGCCAGCGCCUGCUAGACCGCUAUGCCAACGACCCGGGCCACAGCAAUCGCCUCCGCACCCUUGCCACCCGCUACCUUGCCCAGAUCCGUGGCGACACUAAUCCGUUCAUCGCGGCGUGGGGCAGGCAUGAGCGAUGGUUUCCCAUGCACCUUGCUGGUGUUCACUUCUGGUGCGAGCCUGAUUGGGCCGAAGGGUCGAAGAUGGACGUCUCUGAAGGGCAUUGCGCGGAUGGUUUGGCCGAUUAA
This is a messenger RNA of Phialemonium atrogriseum, 633 nucleotides long. RefSeq lists its product as uncharacterized. The coding region runs from base 1 to 633 and encodes 210 amino acids. The record is from RefSeq and is a predicted model, not a curated record. NCBI's taxonomy places the organism in Eukaryota, Fungi, Ascomycota, Sordariomycetes, Cephalothecales, Cephalothecaceae. The transcript has a single exon.